AUGUGCAAGGUUUCAUCUAUUGUCUUGCAAUCGGCUGGUUGUUUGCUUCUCCUAAAUGGCGAGCUUGCACACAAAUGGACAAAAUGGACCUACCAACUUUGCAGUAUGUCCCAAGACGGUAGACUCUGCGGCAACGAAGAAAACCUGAACGCUCUAGGAGACGAUUACGGAUAUCGGUCGGGCUCCUGUAUCGUCUGCGAUAAUGAAUACAGAGCGAAAUCCAAUUAUGAAAUAGCAUUAGCUGCUGCUCAAAAUCAAUACAGUUUGGUAGUUAAUGCUGCAUGGAACAAGAAGCUUGAGGAAGAGCAAGAAGCCUGUUAUACUAUAGACACGAUUCCAUUCGUCGAAAAACAGAAGCGAGUUCGCUACCACCACCACCGCUCUCGCCGCGGCUACUCGAAAAUGCUACACCGAUGA
Botrytis deweyae is the source of this 417-nucleotide messenger RNA. RefSeq lists its product as uncharacterized. Bases 1 to 417 code for a protein of 138 amino acids. The transcript has 2 exons. Lineage: Eukaryota; Fungi; Ascomycota; Leotiomycetes; Helotiales; Sclerotiniaceae. The record is from RefSeq and is a predicted model, not a curated record.